GCCUCCGGUUGUGGUGAUCGGGAAGAAAACUAGCCUGGGGCUCUCUCUGACCCAAGGGUGUGGAUGCAGCCUCCCCCCACAAGCUGCGCGGAGACAUAAAGAGCCCCAGGCUCCGAAGGGGCUUCCCAGCCCUGCUGCAGGCCGUUCUGUCGGGGGAAGCUGCUAGUAUUAUGGGGGCGGCGGCCCGAUAGAGCUCCCUCCGCCCCGGGAAUGCUGGGAGCAGCGUGCUCCCCAGUAGAGACCUACCGAGGUCUGAUCCGCGGUUCGAGGAAGGGAGCGGGGCUUUUUCACAGAGCCUGUCGCCCACGUCCCCUCAUUCCGUUACCCCGCUGGGCACCGACUGUAUGAUUCAUAUCUGCCCCCCCCCAAGUCUGUGCUGUCGCGUAAAGCCAGUGUGUAAAGGAGAGUGUCAAGGGUUAUUUUUCCAUGUUGCACGGUAAUCUGUGCAUUCAUGUGUGCAGAGCCUAGUGAAUUUGUGGUUACUUGAGUUCUUGCUCUGUGGGCCUGGUGUGAUUCUGUUGUUAGAUGUGCGUUUCUCAUCCAUCAGCGUGGAGGAUGUUGUUGGCAUAAAGAAGAAAAAUCCCACCACAUGCUGAGAAUUUCACCGCCAGACUGGGGAAUUAAUCUUUGCUGCUUAUUUUCAGCAAGAUAUUAACAGUUUUAAUGGCCAGGAUGACACAAGUGACCUUGUGGUCUCUGACCUUCCUCCUGCUGGCCUGUCUUCCAUCAGAAACAGAUGCUCUGGCUGUCAUGUCUGUGGACCUGGGCAGUGAGUCAAUGAAGAUAGCUAUCGUAAAACCUGGGGUGCCCAUGGAAAUCGUUUUAAACAAAGAGUCACAUAGGAAAACGCCAGUGACUGUAGCUCUGAAAGAAAAUGAGCGUCUCUUUGGCGAUAGUGCGGUGGGAAUGUCCAUAAAGAACCCGAAGAUGGCACUCAGAUAUUUUCAGGACCUGCUGGGUAAACACAUAGAUAACCCCCAAGUGACACUGUACCGUUGGCGCUUUCCACAACAUGAGCUGGUAAAGGACGAGAGGAGACAGACGGUUAUCUUCAAACUGUCCCAUGAAACGCAGUAUUCUCCAGAAGAGAUACUGGGCAUGGUCCUGAACUAUUCACGUGGUCUGGCUGAGGAAUUUGCAGAACAACCUGUAAAGGAUGCAGUGAUCACCGUCCCUGUAUACUUCAAUCAGGCAGAGAGGAGGGCAGUCCUGCAUGCAGCUCAGAUGGCAGACCUGAAGGUCCUGCAGCUGAUCAAUGACAACACUGCUGUGGCUCUGAACUAUGGGGUCUUCAGGAGGAAGGACAUCAAUGCCACAGCACAGAAUAUCAUGUUUUAUGACAUGGGAGCAGGAAGCACCGUGUGUACAAUAGUGACUUAUCAGACAGUGAAAACCAAGGACUCGGGGACCCAGCCUCAGCUGCAGAUUCAGGGGGUCGGAUUCGACCGCACCCUAGGGGGAUUGGAGAUGGAGCACCGGCUCCGGGAUUACCUGGUGAAACUCUUCAACAAGCAGCAGCCUUCAAAAGAUGUACGGCAGAAUCUCCGGGCCAUGGCCAAGCUGCUAAAGGAGGCCAACCGCCUGAAAACUAUCCUGAGUGCGAAUGCUGACCAUGUGGCCCAGAUUGAGGGGCUAUUGGAUGAUGUGGACUUCAAGGCCAAGGUCUCCAGGCAAGAGUUUGAGAACUUGUGCUCUGACUUAUUCCAGCGGGUUCCGGGGCCUGUGCUACAGGCGCUGAGCAGCGCAGAGAUGAACCUGGAUGAAAUUGACCAGGUGAUUCUAGUGGGAGGUGCCACCCGAGUCCCCAAAGUGCAGGAGGUUUUGCUGAAAGCUGUGGGCAAAGAUGAACUGGGGAAGAACAUCAAUGCAGAUGAGGCUGCUGCUAUGGGUGCAGUCUACCAGGCGGCUGCUCUGAGCAAAGCCUUUAAGGUCAAGCCCUUCAUUGUUCGGGAUGCAGCUAUUUUCCCCAUCCAGGUGGAGUUCACUCGCGAAGUUGAGGAGGAGGAUAAAUCCAAGAGCUUGAAGCACAACAAGCGAAUUUUGUUCCAGCGCAUGGCACCAUAUCCACAGCGCAAGGUCAUCACCUUCAACCGCUACACAGAUGACUUUGAAUUCUAUGUCAACUACGGAGACUUGGCUUUCCUGAGCCAGGAUGACCUGCGAGCCUUUGGGUCCUUGAAUCUCACCAUUGUGAGGCUGAGAGGAGUAGGGGAUAGUUUCGGGAAGCACUCAGAUUAUGAGUCCAAAGGCAUCAAAGCUCACUUCAAUAUGGAUGAGAGUGGAGUCCUUAGCCUUGACCGGGUGGAGUCUGUGUUUGAAACUGUAGUGGAGGACAAACCAGACGAGGAGUCAACAUUAACAAAACUUGGAAACACAAUUUCUAGCUUGUUUGGAGGAGGAGGUCCUACACUGGAAACAGGAGAGAACCAGACAGAGAUUGUUCAGGAGGAAGAGGAGAGCCAGGCAGAAACAGGAAAAGAACAAGGGGAGAAACCAGACCAGAAGGAGGGAGAAGGGACAGUGAGCGAGGAGCAGGGGGAAGAAAAGCAGCAGCCAUCUUCAAUGCAGGAUAAAGCAGAAGCUGUCCCUCCAGAAGCAGAGAGUCAGGAGGAAGGAGAAAAAACAGCAUCUCAGGAUCCCAAAGAAAGGGAAGAAUCCAGGAAAGAGGAAGAAAUGUCCAAAAGUCCUGGUGACAGCACAGCCACCAAAGUGGAAGAGAAAAAACCCAAAGCUCCCAAGAAGCAGAAACUUGUGGACGAGAUUAGUGUGGAGUUAGGUGUCAGUGAUGUGCUUGACCUGCUGGAGGAGGAGUUGAAGAGCUCAGUGAAGAAACUCCAGGAUCUGACAGUCAGAGACUUAGAGAAGCAGGAGAGGGAAAAGUCAGCCAACAGCCUGGAGGCAUUCAUCUUUGAGACCCAGGACAAGCUUUACCAGGAGGAAUAUCAGUUUGUCUCAACGGAGGAGCAGAGAGAGGAAAUCUCAAGAAAGCUCAGUGAGGCCUCCAACUGGAUGGAGGAGGAGGGCUAUAGAGCCACGACAAAGGAACUGAAAGAGAAGCUCUCGGAAUUGAAGAAACUCUGCAGGAGCCUUUUCUUCCGUGUGGAAGAAAGAAGGAAAUGGCCAGACCGCCUGAAUGCCCUCGAAAAUCUGCUCAAUCACUCCAGCAUCUUCCUCAAAGGAGCACGAAUGCUUCCAGAGGCCGAUCAGAUAUUCACAGAGGUGGAACUGAGUACCCUCGAGAAAGCAAUCAUUGAAACUGCGACUUGGAAAAAUGAGACACUGGCAGAACAGAAUAAACUUCCUCCCACUGAGAAGCCCACCCUGCUGUCCAAGGACAUAGAGCUGAAGAUAGCAGCCCUGGACAGGGAGGUGCAGUAUCUACUGAACAAGGCUAAGUUUGCAAAACCCAGACCCAAGAAGGAAAAGAACACCACAAAAACUGAUUCAGUCAAGAAUGCCACAGCUCCCCCUGACAGCGAGAAGGCUAUCCCUCCCAAGGAGGAGAAAGGAGAAGAUAAACCUGAAGAUGUCAGUCCAGUCAGGGAACCUCCCAUAGUCGAGGAAGCAACACUAGGUGAUCAGUCUGGACCAGACACAGAACCUGAGAGUGAGAAGCCAGAUGCUAGAGAAGAGAGCAGGACGAACGAUGAGUUAUAACGUCCCUUGAAAUUUCUUCUAGCAUCACAUCUAUUUAUUUAACAGGGUUUUUUUUUUUUUAUAAUGGACCCAUUUAGUUUCAUGUUAAAUGGAACAUGACAAACAGGCUGACAACAAAAUGCAAUAGAGAUGUACAUUUUCCCCCCCCCCCCCCCCCGCUGGAAGUUUCACUGUUAAUUUUAGUGAGUGAGUUAUUUUUGUCUUUUCAUGUGUUUAAAGAUGCCAUGUGCUCACUGAAGACUCUGACUGAGUUCCAGUACAGUCCAACUGAAGUCACCAGAAGUGGCUUUUUUGUAGAUUAAAACAGUACCAAAAAAAAGCCUGUAAAAUUUAGGAAAUAAUUUGGCAUGAACACUCUGGAGCCGUGCCUCAUCUGGUGAGGAUGAAAGUGUUACAGUAUCCCAGAAACAUGUCAUGGAGUUGUUGUGAGAGAUACUGAAUUAAGGAAACAGGAUGCUGUGGCCAACAGGAAAUAUAUUCUCAUUUUAAUGCAUGGGGAAGUGAAAUGGAAUUUGGUGGGGAGGGAUGAUCCAUGCCUUAGGGUGAGGAUUUCUGUUCAUUUUUCAUUAGACUAGUGCUGCUAAAGCCAUCUAUUUGCCCUUAGUUCUGUCAGGCAGAAUUUGACAUCAGGGAAUAGGGACCUAAACUUUGGUUCAAAGUUUAAAUAUAAAAUAAAAGGACCAUAAAUUGCUAUUUGGGACACGAAACAUAUGCAAGGAGAGUAUUUGAGGGUGAAUCUCUGACUGCAACCAGAACAGCACAUGGGAAUAGGUUCUAGAGGAGGAGGCACAGAAUGAUGAAAACUGGAAAAUAUAUGCUUGGUAACCUCCUCCCCCAGUGUCUUGUGAAAUCAGACUGGCUUUGUUGUGAAACCUCGUCUUCAGCGAUGGUCUCAUAUCUUUUUGGAAACAUUCAUGCUGCUAAAACACACCAGUGAGAUCCUGAUCUACUUCAUAUACAAACCCUUGUGAAUGUGCAUCUGACAUUGGUUUCCAUGGGCCUAUUCAACCAAAAUAAAAAAUACUCUUCCUGACAA
Molecule: messenger RNA, 4693 nt
Organism: Dermochelys coriacea (leatherback sea turtle)
Lineage: Eukaryota; Metazoa; Chordata; Testudines; Dermochelyidae
Gene: HYOU1
Product: hypoxia up-regulated 1
Exons: 25
Coding region: 664-3657 (997 amino acids)
Biological process (GO): negative regulation of hypoxia-induced intrinsic apoptotic signaling pathway; endoplasmic reticulum unfolded protein response; cellular response to hypoxia
Cellular component (GO): endoplasmic reticulum chaperone complex
Molecular function (GO): ATP-dependent protein folding chaperone; ATP binding
Source: RefSeq, a predicted model, not a curated record